AUGUCUGAACAAGAAACUCAAGCAUUAGGCCAAACAAAAGCAUUCGAACCAAUUAAAGUUGGUACCAAAGAAUUAUCAACCAGAUUAGUCUUAGCUCCAUUAACAAGAUAUCGUGCUGUAAAUGAUCAUGACCCAUCAGAUUUAUCAUUAGAAUAUUAUACUCAAAGAGCUCAAUAUAAAGGUUCAUUACUUACAACUGAAGCAACUUUCAUAUCAGAGGAAGCUGGUGGUUAUCCAAAUGUACCAGGAUUAUGGUCUGACACUCAGACAAAAGCAUGGAAAAAGAUUGUUGAUUCUGUUCAUUCAAAAGGUGCUUUAUUCAAUGCUCAAUUAUGGAAUUUAGGUAGACAAGCUGAUCCCGAAUAUCUUUCAACUCAAAAAUUACCAUAUAUUAGCGCUUCUGAUAUUUAUAUGGAUGACGCAUCUAAAGAGAAAGCUUUGAAAUUCAAUAAUAAACAACGUGGUUUGACCAAAGCUGAAAUAAAACAACAUGUUGAACAAUAUGUUAAAGCUGCUAAAAAUGCUAUUAACGGUGCUGGUUUUGAUUUUGUUGAGGUUCAUGCUGCAAAUGGUUAUUUAAUUGAUCAAUUUUUACAACCAAUUUCAAAUAAUAGAAAAGACGAAUAUGGUGGCUCUGUAGAAAAUAGAUCAAGAUUCCUCUUGGAAGUUGUGGAUGCAGUUUGUGAAGCUGUUGGAUCUUCCAAAGUUUCAGUUAGAUUAUCACCUUGGGGUACAUUUGGGUCAAUGGGAGGACAAGAUGAUCCAAACAUAAUACCAACUUAUUCAUAUGUCGUAUCAGAAUUAGAAAAAAGAAGAAGAAAAGGUAAUGAAUUAGCUUAUAUCUCCCUUGUUGAACCUAGAGUUAGUGGUGAUAAUGAUACUGAUAAUCAUGUCAAUGCAAAUAAUGAUUGGAUUUUAUUGAUUUGGAAAGGUAUAGUUUUAAGAACAGGCGGAUUUGCUUCAACUACACCGGAUUAUAAAAGAUUAUUUGAUACAAUUACUAUCAAUGAUAGAACUUUAAUUGGUAUUGGAAGAUAUUUCUUAUCAAAUCCUGAUUUUAUUACCAAAGUUCAUGAUGGUUUACCAUUAAAUGCUUAUAAUAGAGAUACUUUCUAUACUCGUGGUAGUUUAGGCUAUACAACUUAUCCUAAUUAUGGUGAGGAUGCUAUAUCAGAUGAUGAUCCAAGAGCUCAAAGAGAUUCAAAUACAAUAGUCUAA
Molecule: messenger RNA, 1218 nt
Organism: Hansenula ciferrii
Lineage: Eukaryota; Fungi; Ascomycota; Saccharomycetes; Phaffomycetales; Wickerhamomycetaceae
Product: alkene reductase
Exons: 1
Coding region: 1-1218 (405 amino acids)
Molecular function (GO): FMN binding; NADPH dehydrogenase activity
Source: RefSeq, a predicted model, not a curated record